AAUGUCUAUCUUGUUUGUGGUUUUCAUUCAAGCAACUGUCAGAAAAUUGAAACAACAAUUUCAAGCAAGCCACCGUUUUCAAUAAAUAAAUAAUUCAUUAAACACCUAUGUGCUGUGCAAUAAACUGAAAUAUUGAGGUGUACUCCAUAUUGCAUGAUGGAUAUUAACGAAGGAACAACCACGGACGACCUAUGGACGCCUUACAAGGAGCUGGUGGCGGUAGUGGAAGGCUACUUGGCCCACGAGAGUGGUGGCGCGCCUUACGCGGUGCACACGUUUGAGUCCGUGUUGAGACGCCACAAGCAGACCUUUUUGUCACUUCUCAAAAAUCCGGCCAAGAGCCAGUCCAGCAGAGAAGAGAUCAAAAGGGGCAUCACAGAAGGAGUGAACCUGCCCAGCAUAGGCAGGACUCUGCUCUCCAAGGAGUUGGUGGACGAGGCUAUCAUUAUAUCAGAUAUGUACAACGUCAACGAGUACCUAGCGCUGGAGCUGCUUCACACUGCACAGAGGCAGGCGCCGCGCCACCCGGGGCUGCCGCGCGGGCUGGUGGCCGUGCUGCUGUACUACGACGGCAAGCGCGCGCUCGUGCAGGCGCUCAAGGAGCUGUUCAUGGCGCGGGACGGCGUGUGCUGGUCAAUAAGCGCUCGCGAGGAGAUCGUGAGCUACGUGUCUCGAUACGUGGGCGGGCUGGUCGCGGGCGGGCAGCUGGAGGCGGCGCUUGACGCGCUGCAGCAGUGUUCGCUGGACGCUGAGCUGUCGCUGCUGCAGCGCAACCGCGCGCUGCCGCCGCCCAGACACCACGCGCGGCUUGUAGCCACCAUCGACGCCACCAGGUACCCCUUAUGCAUCCUCCGACUACUCGACCUCGGACUACUCGACCUCCGACUACUCGACCUCCGACAACUCGACCUCCGACUACUUGAACUCGGACCACUCGACUUCGGACUACUCGACCUUCGACAACUCGACCUCCGACUAGUCGACCUCCGACUACUUGUACUCGGACUACUCGACCACAGACUACUCGACCUCCGACUAAUUGACCUCCGACUACUCGACCUCCGACUAGUCGACCUCCGACAACUCGACCUCCGACUACUUGUACUCGGACUACUCGACCACCGCAUACUCGUCCGAUAUUCAGUUCAAAAAGCAGAAAUUAGGAGACAUCAAACCACAUCGCCGUCGCUAGGACCUACAGGCGCAUUAGAUGAGGUGUCUCUUACACUACAGAUGGCACUGCUUUACGCAUUAGAUUUAUCAGUAUUACACAGACGUGAAGAUGGCGAGGAGCUGGCAAAGAAGCUGCCGCUCAUCGAAGACCCGGAGCUGAUCCCGAUCCUGCUGGAGCAGCUGUCGCCGCCUUCGCAGGGCGCGCAGCCGGAGAACCCCGGCACCACUGCAGCUGGUGCGGGCUGCCGCGCACUAUGCCAGCUAUCGCUAGGGCUGGCACUAGCGGCGCUGAAGCGCGGGCCGCAGUCGCUGGCGCGCGCGCAGCUCAAGCUCGACCUGCUGGACCAGGACGAGGUGCUGGUGGACGCCGCCAUCGACGGGAAGGUAUUUGAGUAUCUGGACGAGGCAAUACUGUCGACGGACCUGGUGUGGAAGGACGAGUACUACCAGCGCCGCAUACACAUCCUCAUCACGGACUUCAUCGUGCUCAUGCACUCCAAGCUCAUGGAGAUGAGGGUCAAGGCGGACGAGGCGGCGCGUGCCGUAGCCAUGUACGCGGCAGAAGGUGUGAUGGCGCCAGCCGGGGCUUCGGGCCCGCGCACGCGCCUCGACGCUUUGCUGCGCUGCGUGGAGCGGCUCUACGCGCGCGACCCGCUCGGCCUGCGCCACGAGUACUGGGCCGCCGCCGCCGACCGCCCGCCGCCGCACAGGGCGGCGACUCGCGCGGCCACUCUAUACAAGUUCGUCCGCCUAUCAGGCGAGCUGGUGUGCGCGGCGCUGCUUCCAGCCUACUUACGGGCGCUGGCGGCGCUGGCGGUGCCGGUGCACACGUGGGCGCUGCUGGCGCGCCGCGACGCGCUGUCCGCGCAUCAUCUGCUCACCGCGCUCGCCAGAUACUACACAAACCUGCGCGUGGAUCCGACGCCGUUCUCCGAACACCAGCAUUCGUCCAUGGGCGCCACCGCCAUCGUUACGCCCGCCGCGCGCCCGGGGAAACUGCUCGUGCGGCAGGAAGAGGUGGAAGCAAUGAUAGCCGCGCUAAAGCUCAUAGCGGCAGUGGCCAUUCAAGAUGAAGCCGCUUGCGCCAGCAUCUGCGAAAACUUGCAGUGGGAUGCCGUCAACGUCAUGUUCGGGUUAAUCUGCUGCCACGUGCCGAUCCAGCUAAAAGCCGAGCUGUGCCUGACGCUGGGCGCGCUGGGCAGCACGGCCAGCACGGCGCCGCGCGUGUGGUGCGCGCUGGAGAGCGCGCAGCUGGUGUCGCCCACGGACGAGAAGCGCGCGCUCACCGCCGACCUGCAGGAGGUGGAGUGCCGCAUGGAGGACUACCCUCUAUCCCGCGCGUUUGUCUCCCUCCUGCUGUCGCUGUGCCGCGCGGGCGGCCUGCCGCGUGCACUGGGGGCGGGCACGCGCGCGCCGGGGCUCGCGCCCUACGCGCACCACGUGCUGGCGCGCCUGGCCCUGCCCGCGCCGCACCGCCCGCACGCGGACCCCGCGCGCCGCUGGCAGAUGCUGUCCCUAUGCUUCGAGCUGUUCGCCCUCUGGCUGGACCAAUACGAGCCGGCCGCAUCAGACUUCCCGCCCGCGGGCAGGGAGCCAGACGCCAACCCGCCGCCGGGCUUCCGGCUGCUGUUGCAGCUGCACGGCGACUCGGAGUUGCUGCGGCUGGCGCUGGGCUCGCUGGAGGGCUCGCUCGGCCUGCUGGAGCGGCAGCCCGCCAUGCCGGGGAAGGUAUUCGUGGAGGAAAGCCUGGUGUCGAUCCUGCAGAUACUGGAGCGCGCUUUGGCCCUGGAACGUUCGCUGACCGCCGCGGCCUCCGAAGCCGGGCGCGGUGUACUUAUUGUCGGCCUCUCCAAACUUAUACUGGCGGACGACGGUCCCUCCGGCGGCGACCGCCUAGUGACCUGCUGCCGCGUGCUGCAGCUCGUUAACACGCUGCCCGCCGCCGCCGCGCGCGCCACUGCGCUCCUAACGCGUGCCCUUAGCGCGCCGGCCGCCGCCAGGCACUUGUUGCAUGCGCAGGCGCACCGUCCGCAUGCCAGCGAUAUUAGGCACGGCUUCGUAGAGUGCUUGGAAGCAGAAGAAUACGGCGACGAGCAGCAGAUAGCAGACAUUCGCGCGGCCAAGGAGGGAGUCCUAUUGCUACUGCAGCAGGCGCUGCCCGCCGCGCCGCCCAACCUCGCGCACUUCCUACUGGGGUACCGACUGGACGACGACGUGAGCCGCAGCGCGCUGAACGAGGCGGGCGUGGCGGGCUACCCGCGCACGUGCCUGCACUCCAUCCUCGAUAUAUUGGACCAGCACAUCGCCGGCCAGAACAACGGGGACAGGGAGGCGUCGAACCUGGUGGAGAGCUGCUACCGGCUGGUGUACUGGCUGGCGGCGCGGCCGGCGACAUCGGCGCCGGCGCUGCGCUUCCUACGCUCGCGCGAUUAUUUCCUGGCGCGACACGUCAAGGCCACCGUCAACCUGGAGACGGCGUCGGUGGUGACGCUCUCAGCACGGUCUUGGGUGCUCCGCGCGUGCGCGUGCGAGGCGGGCGCGGCGGCGGCGGGCCGCCAGCACGCGGCGCUGGCCACGCUGCUGGCCGCGCUCACGCACGCGCCGCUGCACCACACGCAGGAAUGGGAGUGGUGCCUGCUGCGGCGCACGCUGGAAGCGCUGCCGGUGAGCGUGGAGGCGUGCGCGGAGCCGCGCUGGGAGCUGUUCCACGCGCACCAGCUGCGCCACGCCAUCGCCUCCUGCGACCUGCCCACGGGUCUGGGCGGUAAAAGGAUCAGCGUGUCACGAGUUCACGCGCUACUAGCUCGGGAGCUAUCGGCGCUACACGCCACCGCGCCGCAACGGAAUCUAGUCGCUUUGGAAAUACAAAAGGUAUUAGACUACGUAACCGAAGUGAACCGCCAGCGCAACCUAGCGGCGACUCUCACGCACUACUACGACUCAUGGCGGCAACUCACAGAAAUCCUCUUCUGCGUGGCGCCGCCCGACAUUCUCAGCCUCGAAUCUCGCAAGAACUUACUCCUCAACAUCCUCCAAGACUUGCUGAACAAAAUACCACCCGCAGAAGUGCUGCCACAGUUAGGAAACCUAGCCUCGGGAACAGUGUUGCUAUUGCUGGUAAAUUUGAGACACUGCUACAUCCUUCAGAAGAGAGAAACGAACAUGGACGCAUCAGAAUUCGAAACGUCGUUUUUUGGGCCUUCAAACCAGAUUAUGCAGACAAAAUCACUGACGCUUAAAUUCAUUCUACACAAGAUUCUGAGCUGGAUAUUGGUCUCUGGUGGCUCAACGCAAAAAAUGCGCGUCAAUCUAUACGGAGCGUUGUUAAAUUACUUGAAUAUCGUCAAUUUGAAGCCAAGCCCGGCCGAUCCCGAGGAGGAAUUGAACACGACAUACGUCAGUCGAUUGGACAGUUCCAAAGCGAGGCCUAGUAAAGAAGAGUCAGCGUUGAAAUCAAUGGUGGUAGAUGUGAUAAGUGGUUUUGGCGAGAACCUAUGUUCAAUAGUGUGCAGCGACUGCAUAGGGGGAGGCCAUGAUGUAUGCCGUAUGGUGGCGUUGUCGUGUCUUGAUACGCUGGUGGAAAUCAAUCCGAAGACGGACUGGAUGAAUACCCUGACUAAUCAAGGGUAUUUGAGGAGUCUCAUUGACAGUCUGAUGCAAGAUGAUGCUGGGUUGAAAGAGGCUUUAGAACCGAACCCGAAGACCCUUCGCGUCCUCUACGUAUACGAGUCCAAGAUGGCGCUACUAAUGAAGCUGGCUGGCACGCGCGCCGGCGCCGAGACCAUCCUAGCGCAGGGUGCUCUCUCGUGCCUCGCCAACAUGAGCAUCCUCUCGCGCCAUCCUGACAUACACACUGCUUCAGACUCCCAGCGGCACACUGACUUCGUGCCCGCCGUGGCCAACAGAUUCCGCCAAAUCCUAGUGCCGGCGUUAGCGUUAUGCGACGCGCUGCUGACAACCCUCGGCACCCAGAACCACAGCUGUGUGAUACACGUCACGCAUCUACUGUUAAGUCACGCCGAGUGCGUCGACAUGGUUCUCAGGGCGGCCAAUCCGAACUCGCCCCAAGAACUGCUGAUUGAAGCAGAAGCUCUAACGUCAGUAAUAGCGCGCGCGUCCGACUACGCUGUAAUCGAAGCGGUCAGCGGCGACACAGCGCUUCAGCACAGCUCGGCAGCGCUGCAGCGGAUGCACUCGCUCGUGCUAGCGCUCAUACCGCGGUUCGCUGCGCCCCCGCCGCACCAGUAUAAUCAGCCUCCUGCGAAUCAACAGCAGGAUCAGAACAUAUUGUAUUAUAAGAUCGUGUGCAACCUCCUGACGUUCGCGCGCAACAUGAUCGAGCACGACGGCACGCGCGCGUUAUUCCGGCCCGCGCUGCACGCCAGCGGCGCCGACGCCGGCCCGCACCUCGGAGCCCUACUGGCGUUGCUACGACACGCUCGCGACAGCGCGCAGGCCUACGACAAGCGCGUGCACACGGCGCAGCACCAGCUGCUCGCCGUGCCCACCAUGACUCUGGACGACAUAAAGAAGUUACUCCCCGAAGAUACACCCGCAUCGUCCCCAGCGGAGGCGCGUGCGUGCGCUGUCAGCGAGUUGCGGGCUCGUGUAGCGGAGCGGAGACGUGCGUUGGCGCUGGCGCGGUUAGCAGCCGACGCGGCAUUGUACUUGCUAUGGGCACAUCUGAGAGUGUUCCUGCGACUUGCUGCACCCUCUGAUGAUCACUCACUGGCGCGGUUAGCAGCUGACGCGGCUUUCGCGUGGCGCGGCGCGGGCGGCGACGAGCUGGUGGAGCUGCGCAAGGGACUCGUGGGCGUGUUCAGCGACCGCUUCACCGACGACCUGCUCGACAACGCCAAGAACCAGCCAGCCGCACAGCGCAGUUUCCUCGAAGUGCUCCUCAAAGACAUCAAGAGCAUGAUCCAGUUCUCGCCGCUGUAAUACAGCACUAGUUAUUGCUAAUCAAUUCCGUUUACUAAUUAUGAAUAAAUAAAUUGAUAUUUUUCCAAA
Molecule: messenger RNA, 6183 nt
Organism: Ostrinia furnacalis (Asian corn borer)
Lineage: Eukaryota; Metazoa; Arthropoda; Insecta; Lepidoptera; Crambidae
Gene: Nup205
Product: nuclear pore complex protein Nup205
Exons: 34
Coding region: 154-6114 (1986 amino acids)
Biological process (GO): nuclear pore organization
Cellular component (GO): nuclear pore; nuclear pore inner ring
Molecular function (GO): structural constituent of nuclear pore
Source: RefSeq, a predicted model, not a curated record